Messenger RNA from Clunio marinus, 231 nucleotides. The record is from the annotation of a GenBank genome assembly. NCBI's taxonomy places the organism in Eukaryota, Metazoa, Arthropoda, Insecta, Diptera, Chironomidae.
AUGUUGAACAAAGAACAUUUCACCUUCAGAGCACACAUCUGGAUGCAUGAGAUGAGAUUCUCAAUAUAUGACAUAAAACUUUUAUUUUCUGACGAUAUUCUCAUUUCUAUCACUGCUGUUGGCGCUAAUGAAGACAUGCAUCAUGAUUGUAGGCAAAACACUGCACUAGCAUCGAAAGAAGCCUUUCAUUCAUAUACAUUUAUAUGCAACAUAUUUUCUCGACAAAUAUAA